AUGCAUCGGUAUCCAAAAGCUGAAUCCUAUUUUCAAAUGAUGUUACAGGUACUUCCCAAACAACAUGAAGAUUUGGCAUCAGUUUAUGAUCAUAUCGAUGAUUUAAAUAUGCGUACAGCAAAUUGGAAUGAAGCAUUUAAAAAUUUUAAAUUAGCAUAUGAAAUAAAAAAGAAAAAAUUGUCUCGUUCAAACCAUCCAGAUUUACGUGUAACAUUAAAUAAUAUUGGAAAUUAUUAUAAAGCCAUAGGAAACUUGUCCGAAGCUUUCA
Molecule: messenger RNA, 268 nt
Organism: Didymodactylos carnosus
Lineage: Eukaryota; Metazoa; Rotifera; Eurotatoria; Philodinida; Philodinidae
Source: the annotation of a GenBank genome assembly